This is a messenger RNA of Arachis ipaensis, 1694 nucleotides long. Lineage: Eukaryota; Viridiplantae; Streptophyta; Magnoliopsida; Fabales; Fabaceae. The record is from RefSeq and is a predicted model, not a curated record.
UGACAUCUUGAUGCUCUAUGAAACAAAGAAGGUUCAACUUCAAAGAUACUUUUCCAAAUACGGAGGAAGAGUUUAUCUUACAACUGAUAACUGGAGUUCGUGUCAGAAUGUGGCGUAUAUAUGUUUGACUGUUCAUUUUAUUGAUGUGGACUGAAAAUUGCAAAAGAAAAUACUAAAUUUUUGCCAAGUCACCGGCCACACGAGAGAGAUUAUGGCUCAAAAUGUUGAAGCUUGCUUGAAUAGCUGGAAGUUGAACAAGAUCUUAAGUUUGACAGUUGAUAAUGCAUCGUCUAACAAUGUAGGAGUUAUGUAUUUAUAAAGAAGGCUGAUUUUUUGAAAGAGUUCAGUUUUGAAUGGAGAGUAUCUCUAUAUGCGGUGUUGUGCGCAUAUUUUAAACCCGAUUGUGAAGGAUGGAUUGAAGAAGAUUGAUGAUUCAGUCACCAAAAUUUGGGACGCUAUGAAGUAUGUUAGAUCCUCAAAUUCAAGAUUAACUAGGUUCAAGGCAUGUAUUGCACAAGAGAAUAUUCCACAUAAGAGUCUUGUUUGCAUAGAUGUUGAAACGCGAUGGAACUCUACAUACUUAAUGUUAGUAGCAGCCUUAAAACAUCAGAAGGCAUUUGAGCUAUUAGAGAUGCAAGACAAAAAAUUUGUUGAAGAAUUAUACAAGGGACGAGGGGUACCUUCAAUUCAAGAUUGGGAUUAUGCUAAGUCUGUCUUACCGUUUUUAGAGAUGUUUUACGAUGCUACACUUCGCAUCUCUUGAUCCUCUUAUGUCACUAGUAAUUUAUACAUGAAAGAAGUGUUUGCUCUUGGAAGGAGGAUUCAACAAUAUCGUGAUGAUGAUGAUUUGAGCAUAAGUCUUAUGGCAAGUAAGAUGAAAGCAAAAUACAACAGGUAUUGGAAAAAUGCAAAAACUAUUAACAUGUUGUUAAUUGCCGUAGUUCUAGAUCCUUGCCAUAAGUUAGAUUAUGUUGAGUGGUGCCUAGUUAAUUCUUUUGGUGUGAAAGUGGGCGGUGAAUUGAAGACAAAGUUGUCUUCUUGUCUUCAUUCACUUUAUAAUUUAUAUCAAGGUGCAGAUGAAGAAAACCAAGAUGAUACCCUCUCCCAACCGAGUGCAAGUGAUAAAGCCAAAGACAUUUAUGAUAUGGGGUUAUAUCGUCGAUCAACCGGUUGCAAAUCCAAUCUUAAAUCUGAGCUUGAUCGUUAUUUGAAUGAAGAUUGUGAGCCAGAUGAUAAGCCUUUGGAUAUUCUAGGAUGGUGGAAGGUUAACUCGAAUCGGUUUUCCGUCCUAGCAAAUAUGACACGGGACAUAUUGGCUAUACCAGUUUCAACAGUAGUUUCCGAAUCUGCUUUUAGUAUGGGGGAAGAAUCAUCGAUCAAUAUCAUAGCUCAUUGACUCCUAAGAUGGUAGAAGCUAGCCCUUGUAUGUACCGAAGAUUGGCUUAAAGGAGACUUUUUCUCUUCUCUUGCACCUGAGAAUUUCGAAGAGCUUGAAAAGGUCAAGCAAGAUUUGAUUUUAUCAGAGGACAUUACUUGUUCAGUGGAUCCAGGUUCAAUUGCGCUUGAAGAUGACUAGAAAGUCUUAAUUGUUUAUGUUUUUUUUAGUUAUGUUCUAAACACUUAGGUGGUAAAGAUAUUAGAAUUGUUUUUCCAUAUAUGAUUAGACUUGCUUAUGUUUAUGUUUAUGUUUAUGC